AACAGAAUCGCGGGCGCAUAGUCCAUCAGUCAAUCAAUCAAUCAAUCAUCUUACUACUACAUACUAUACUACUACUUCAUUUACUACAAAUCUUUUUGUGAUCCAUCCGAUCUUCUGAAGCGCUUCACUUACCUAUUCUUGCUAACCUUUCCUCCCCCCCCUCCCCCCUCCUCUUGCCGCCGAAGCUGAUCGGGGCGCGUUGGUCCCUGUGGUAUUCCCGGUGUUGCAAUUACAGCUCCCUCCUGCCGGCUUUCGUCCGUGCGAUACGCCGUCCACCAUGUUGGACGAGCUGGAUAAUGUCUUUGAUGACCAUCCCUCAUUAGAUGCCUCGCUGGAGGAUUUCGCAGAAAACAGCAACGCGCAUCGCUCACCACUCUUUGGUCUCCCCUCGCAGCACUCGGGCUUCCGGUCGGAGGACUCGGACGGUGACGCAGACGAGAUAACGCCCAAUGUCGAUCGCUGGUCGCCCCCGGGCUUUCGCAAGUACGAUGUUGUGCGUGGCAGUGGAUGGUACCGACAUCAACCGUACAUGCGCAAAGGCGACUCGGGAGAUCGGCUGGAGCUCAAGCCCACCGUUGGUCUCAGUCCCUCCCACUCGCGAGAACCCAGCCCGCAGUAUGAAGAUGCAUCGGAGGAUACGCCGGGUGCUUCCAACCCGGACACCACCUCGGGCGACAUCACCCUCGCCGCAAAUGUGCCGCUGCCUGCAGAUAUGGACUCGCCCAUGAAGGGACGCUCUCCGAGCCCGGCCAUGAUUAUUCCCAGAGGCUUGCCUGCUACCGCUGCCGCCGCCGCCGCUACCAACACUGCUACUGAAACAGAAGGACUGGAGUUUGGACCGGAAAAUCUUAGUAACUACAUCCGUUUUGCUGUCCGCGCAGAGGUGCAGCACCGCGAACCCUUUGUCGCAUUGUUUUCCUACCUGCGAUCCAAGUUUGACCGCAUCACGAGCACCAAAUCCAACACUACCCUGUCCAUCCUCAUUCUCCUCUUUUCCCUUGUCUUCAUGCGCGCAUUGUUUCUCCCGGCCUUACCACACUCCAUCCCAGACCUGGUGAAGCUGUCGAGCUUUGCGCGCUCGUUCGAGCCGCUCAUCUAUUACUCGGAGAAUGGGGUGCAGCAGAUUGGCACGCUGCAGGAGACCGGUGUUGCCGUCUGGGACCUCAGCGAGUCUGUCCGCGGGACCAACAUGACCAGCGCGCCGAUCAUCGUGCGUCAGUUGGAUGAGCUUUCCGAUUCGCUCAAAUCGCUGUCGCUCGAGCUCACGCGCUUCUUCGCCAACGUGGACUCGGACAUUGACUCGAUCCUCAUCGUCAUGGACUGGGCGAAGCGCGAGCUCGAACGACUUUCCUCCGAACCGCCCAGCAGCCUUCCCGCCAUCAUGUUUGAUAACUUCCACAACAUGCUCUCGCGGCUCGGCGCAUUGGAGCGCACCGUCCCCACGGCUAGUGGGAGCGGAGAGAAUGGUGGUGGUGGUGGUGGCGGUACCGAGCUGGCGACAACACCAACGACACUAGGCCAUGUGGUGACGGCUGUGUUCGGGCCGACGAGUGCGCAGCGUACGCAGGCGACGCUGACGCGGACUUUCAGCGAGUUCCUGUCCGUACUGGAGGAGUCGAUCAACAGCGAGCUGACGCACUCGACGGCGCUCUUUGCUCUCUUCGAGUCAAUCGACCGGCAGUUUCUCAACCUGCAGCGCACGGUGGUGCGCGAGUCUGAUGCGCAGGAGCGCGCCGAGGGCGAGAUGCUCUCCUCGCUGUGGACGCGUGUGCUUGGGCCCGACGCCGCCAUGGUCCGCAAGUACGAGAAGAACAAGCGCCUGCUAACCAAUGUGCGCAACCGCACCGUCGCAAACAAGCACCUCCUCAUGGAUCAUCACGGUCGCCUGCUCACCCUCAAGGUCAACCUGGAGACCCUUCGCCGCAAGCUCGUCAGCCCGCUCGUCCGCCGCAACGACUCCAUCAGCCUCGGCCUAGCCGCCGCUUCUUCAUCCUCCUCCUCCGCCUCCCUCGACUCAUCCGGCCACAACCAUCAUCAUCACCACCACCACAUGCUCGGCGCAGUCGAGUCCAUCAUUGACGGACAAAUCAAGGGCCUCGAGGGCACAUACGACUACCUGCGCUCUGUCCGAGAAAAGCAAAAGGCUAAGCUGAUGGAGAUGGUCUACGGGGCCGGCCGCCGCGUGCCAUCCAUGCCGGAAGAUCCAUCGAAUCACAUCGACGCAUCGACUGGUGACUCAUGAUUCAUCCUCUCUCUCUCUCUCUCUUUCUCCUCCUCUUCCUCCUCAUUAUCAAGUCUUCUUUCCCCAUCUUUUUUACGCUGGCGUUUCGUCAGGUGGUCAAUGUCGUGGCAUAUGCACAAAUGGAUACGGGACAUGGAGUUGCUACACAGGGAUACAAUGCUCUCGACUC
This is a messenger RNA of Penicilliopsis zonata CBS 506.65, 2411 nucleotides long. RefSeq lists its product as hypothetical. Lineage: Eukaryota; Fungi; Ascomycota; Eurotiomycetes; Eurotiales; Aspergillaceae. Bases 278 to 2242 code for a protein of 654 amino acids. The record is from RefSeq and is a predicted model, not a curated record. The transcript is spliced from 3 exons.